ACGAACAGUCGCCGACCGACUGCCAAUCCGCCUCUCGCUCUCUCCCUCUCUCCACAACAUGACUGCCUGGGAAGCGGUGGCUCAGGCAGAGCAGCAGGAGGAUUAUUAAAUAACGCAGCUCGACUCUGUUCAACUGGGAGUGGAGAGAAGGAGCCCAACGGCCAAGGCAGGGAGGGAGGUCAGAGGAGGGGUGCCAGGAAGGACAACCCCCGUGCUCCGAAGACAGAAAUCCCCGCGUGCCCGGGAGAAGCCUAACAAGCGCCGCGGAGCCCUCCAGGUUGCUAAGUUGGCUAUCGCAGUGCAAGCCUUGGAGUCCCAAUGGGGGACUCCAGAUCAAGACGAUCUACUCUGGUCUCCCGGUUGCCAAUAUUCAGAAGGAGUAUUAGCAGAAAACAUGAUUCUCUUCCUUCUUCACCCUCCUCCAGUAAUACAGUCGGUGUCCACAGUUCGUCUCCUUCCAGCACUAACUCAAGCUCAGGUAGCACAGGUAAACGCAGGAGCCUCUUCCGUACUCCUUCCAUUAGCUUCCAUCAUAGGAAGGGGAGUGAACCUAAGCAAGAACCUACCAACCAGAACCUUAGUAUUUCAAAUGGUGCUCAACCUGGUCACAGCAGUAUGCAAAAACCGAGUUCGGAAGAACAUACUAAAACCAGGGGAAGACAUUCUGUUGGUUUUAGCAGUUCACGAAAUAAGAAGAUAACAAGAUCUUUGACAGAGGAUUUUGAAAGAGAAAACGAGCACUCGACUAAUAAGAAUGUCUUUAUAAAUUGCCUGAGUUCUGGCAAAAGUGAGGGGGAUGAUUCUGGAUUCACAGAAGAACAAACUCGCCGUUCUGUUAAGCAGUCAACAAAGAAGCUUCUUACUAAAUCCUUUUCAUCUCACUAUAAAUUUUCUAAGCCAGUUCCACAGAGCCAAUCCAUUUCAUUGGUACAACAAUCUGAAUUCUCACUGGAAAUUGCACAGUACCAAGAGAGGGAACCUGUAUUACUAAGAGGUUCUCCAUCUUGUUCUGUGGAUGUAACAGAACGGGCGGGAAGCUCGUUACCAUCUCCACUGCUUUCUGCUGAUUUUACUACAGCUCAGACACCUUCAGAGUUCUUAGCCUUGACUGAAGAUUCUGUGUCUGAAGCAGAUGCAUUUCCUAAAAGUGGAAGCAUGGCAUCCCACUGUGACAACUUGGGCCACAGUGAUUCUACCUCUCAGAUUUCUCCCAAUCCUGCUGCUGCUGCUACAAAGACAACAGACCUUAUGGGAACUGCUCCCUGUGCAAUUAUGUCUCCUGGGAAAUACAGGUUAGAAGGUCGGUGUAGCACUGAAUCUAAAUCCUUACCAGAAACCUCUGCUGCUAAUCAGAAGGAAGUGUUACUGCAAAUCACUGAACUACCUGCUAUGAAUGCGAGUGACUCAGAGAUUCAUCUAUCAGCAGAUACAAGAAGAGGAGAACAUAUGGUGAUACAAAAUGGUGAAACAAUGUUGGCAACAAGCUCCCCAAGGAAACUUGGAUUUUAUGAGCAACAUAAAGCAAUAGCUGAACGUGUUAAAGGGAUCCAUCCUAUUUCAGAUUCAAGGAUAAUACCCUCUUCCGGUGAUCAUUAUAUUUUAAACAAAACAUCAUAUGGAUAUGAUGCAAAUCCUGCCAAAGUUCUUGCCAGUAGCCUCAGUCCAUACCGUGAAGGAAGAUUUAUAGAGAGGCGACUGCGAUCCUCAUCAGAAGGAACUGCAGGGAGUAGCAGGAUGAUUUUGAAACCAAAAGAUGGAAAUGUAGAAGAAGUUAAUAGUCUAAGAAAGCAAAGAGCAGGUUCAUCAUCUUCAAAAAUGAACAGCAUGGAUGUUUUGAAUAAUUUGGGAUCUUGUGAACUGGAUGAAGAUGAUCUAAUGCUUGAUUUGGAAUUUUUAGAGGAACAGAAUCUUCAUCCUUCAGUUUGCCGGGAGGAUUCAUACCACUCUGUGGUCUCAUGUGCUGCUGUAGUUCUCACUCCUAUGGACCCAACAAUAGAGAUGAAGAAAAGAGAAGAACUAAAAUUUCCUGAGCCUUCGAAACAGAACCUUUCCCUGAAAUUAACAAAAGAGAUUGAUCAGGAAGCCAGGUGUCCCCAUAUCAGGGGAACGCCCAGCAGUCCAUCUGCAGAUUGGCCCCUGCCAGGUGUGGAAGAAAAUGGAGGCAUCGAUUCUCUGCCAUUCAGACUGAUGCUACAGGACUGCACAGCCGUCAAGACAUUAUUAUUAAAGAUGAAAAGAGUUCUACAAGAGAGUACAGAUAUGAGCCCAGCAAGUAGCACCACUUCACUUCCUGUUAGUCCUCUUACUGAAGAGCCAUCGCCUUUCAAGGAUAUAAUGAAAGAUGAAUGCUCAAUGCUGAAGCUGCAGCUGAAAGAGAAGGACGAACUCAUUUCCCAACUUCAGGAAGAACUGGACAAAGUUCAGCAUUUACAGAAGGCUUUUGCUUCAAGAGUAGAUAAAUCCACACAAACUGAACUUCUAGGCUAUGAUGGUUUGAACCUGAAAAGACCAGAGUCAGUACAAGGAGGGAGAGAGGCUACAUAUCGAAAUCGAAUUGUGAACCAAAGUCUCAGCACAAGGGACAGAAAAGCAAUGCAUACUCCCACCGAGGACCGUUUUAGAUACUCAGCAGCGGACCAGACAAGCCCCUACAAAAGCAAGACCUGUCAGCUCUCCAGUCUAUGUUUAAGCAAUUUUUUGAAGGACAAGGAACUAGUGGAAGUUAUCAAACACUCCAGAGGAACUUACGAAACCCUCACGUCAGAGGUCACCCAGAAUUUACGGGCCACUGUAGGGCAGAACUCUCUGAAACCAAUAGCUAAGACCGAAGGGCUCUCCACGUUCUCAGAGAAACCAAAGGACCAAGCUGCUGUGGCCCGACAGCAUUCAACCUUUACAGGCAGGUUUGGACAACCGCCAAGAGGGCCAAUCUCUUUACACAUGUACAGUAGAAAGAAUGUUUUCCUCCAUCACAAUUUACACACAACUGAGCUGCAGGCUCUAGGCCAGCAGGAUGGGUAAUUAAAUCACCCCAUUCCUGUCUCUGGGUAGGAUAAGACGGUUAGUGUUUCUCGUGCAUAGCUCAUGUUUAAAUUUUCAUGUAUUUUUUAUUACUUUUUAUUUUUAGUUAUAAACAAAGAACUUUACUUUUUUUUUUAGAAUGAGGGUUCAAGCAUGUUAAUUGAAUUAGGUUUAAUAGCUUUGGAGACUUUAUUAUAUAUAUGUAUAAUAAAUGAGACCAUCUUGCUGGUUUAUAUACAGGCCAUAAUUUAUUUAUCUUUUAUUUUUAUCAGUCACUGAUAUGCAUUGAAGUUUCAGAAGAUAAUAUCAAAUAGCACUCUGUUCACUUAAUGGUGUUACUGUGAAAAUAGAUGUGCAGAAUAGAUAAAGCGAUUGUAAGGAAUUUUAAAUUACAUAGUUAAUAGAGAGAGAAAAGAGGGAUUUUAAAGUCUUGUAUUUGGUGGUGUAUUUAUUUGAAGAAUGAAGCUUGCUUGCAUAUAACCUAGAGAUGCGUUUGUCUCUCUGUUACAUACAAUCAAGCUUAUCUUGCCAUACGAUUAAGGGGGAAAGUGGUAUUUCUUUUAUCCUCUAAGUGUUUAGUUCACACUAGUUCACAAAGGAUUUCAGACUGAGUAAUUGCUAGCCAAAUAGAGAAUGACAGCUCUGAUCUUCGAAACAACUUGCUUUUAGUUUUUGCUACUGAUGUCGAAGUACUAUGACAUAACACAGUGAGGUGGUAAUGUUGCCUGAAUUUUGUCAAAUGAUGCGUAAAACAUGACAUGCUACACUCUUUGAGUCACUGUCAUGGUUAUAUCACCAUAUUUUUUAAAAAUUUGAGGAAUAGAACAUUCUAAGAAAAUUAUUUUACUUCACUUUCCUUAUAUUUUUUAAUUUUUCACUUCUUUUUUUAAUGUAUGUCCAAUUUUGCUUUAUAUACAUUAUUAACCCACAUCAAUUACUCUACAUUAUGAAUUGAGGAAGAGAAAGUCAGUUUCUUGGUAGCCCAGUUUACACUAUUUUGACUAUUCAGUCAUCUAGAUUUAGAGGAAAAAGUAAAAUAUAUGUAAACUUCGGCAGUUUGAUCUUAGAAAUAAAUGUCUAAUAGGAAUACUUCACUCGUUUGAUGGCAAAUAUUUCUCUUUAACAAACAAGGCCUAAUAUGUCUUAUACAUAAGUGCACGUGAGAUAAAUAAUUCCUUUAUGUUUAAUUAAUCAUAGAGCUGUAUGCAGCUAUAGAAAUAAAUAAUUUUAAAAUGACCAGUAGGAAUCAGGGCUGCAGCUUUCUUAUACGAAGAUAAAAGCUAAUAACUGAAUCCAUAUUAGGCACAGUCCAUGCAAAUUGAAAUUGUCAUACCUACUGCAUGAUCUGUUUCCCUUGUGCUGACAGAAUCCAUGAAAUGAAUAAAGGGAAACUGAGAUAGCAGUUUUAGCAUGAUCUGACUAACUCGCUUAAAUUAAAGCUAUGUGUGAAAUGCAUCUCCUAAAGCAAAAGUGCAUUUGAGCUCUAUGCUUUGGGAAAAAGACAUUAGAUAUCCCCCCACUAGCUUUAACUAUUAAACUUUAACCACUUUUCAAACUUCGAUUAGAAUUGAUAAGAGUAAAGAGUUUAGUGGAUAUGCUGGAUUUGUAAUUUUGGUUUUCCAAAGGAAAACACAUGUGCAUCAAGACAAAUGUUUGCCAAAUGUUUUCUUUUUUGUGUGUGUUUGUAAUUCUGCCAAAAGAGAAUAAUGCACACUGCAAUUUGCUUCGCUUAAUGAGACUGCUAUCUAAAAUUCCCACUAUACUUUAGAAGUUAUAAUAUUCAUGCAGACAGACAUUUUGGGCUGGAUGGUAUUUAAGAAAUGAUAGAAAAAUUAUGAUUAUUAAUUGUGGUAUUCAGCUUCAUUUGUCCUAAAAGUUGGUGUGUGUUACUAGAGUAUUUGAAGUCUGUAAAUAAAUCAGAACGGUCAAAUAAUCAAGGAUUUUUUCCCAGGAUAUGGAAGAACUAUGUAUCACAAAUAAUGUUUUUGAUUUGGACUUUUGGAGCUUAUAGUUUUGCUUUCCUGGAAGAUAGACUUUUGAAUUAUACUUUGUAAAAAAUAAUCUAUUUAAGAAAAUCUGUCAUUUAAUAGACAUUUUAAGAGAUGUUUUAAAUGCUAGUAUUUUCUUGAAAAAUCUUUUUUAAAGCUGAAACAUUCAAAAAGAAAACCUGGGUUAAACAGUUCAAUUUUAAAAGGAGGGGUAUUUUUUGGAAAUAUCAUCUUAAAGCUGUUUUGUAUCAGUAUUUUCAGCAUUGUUAUAAUAUUAUUUGUAAUACUAAGUGUAACUCAGGCCUGGAGAAGGUGUAAGCCCACUAUGCUAAUAUACAUCAGUAACUGUAAAACAGGGGUUCUUUGUAAGUUCCUCUUGUGUAUAUAGAGUACUUAUGUGGGCAUUCUUUCAGCAAAUUGAUUUCUUUGUACUAAAAUCUCUAGUUUUCUAAGACAGUUCCAUGUAUAAAAAUGAUUUAUACAUUUCUCCAAGGCGGUACAUAUCCAAAGACAUGACACCAGGGGGAAAAAGUGCUUGUUUUUCUGAUGGAAGCAGUUGUCUUUUCUUUCCCUUCCUGUUUCUUCUGUGCAUGUGUAUGUGUAGCUAAGCCUAAGUAACUCUGUAAAAUUUCUGCUGCAAAUCUUCUUUUCUGAAUUUAGAACGUGUUUUAAAGGACACUUAAGAAGAGAUAUUCCUUCAGGAAAAGCUGUUUCCACCUGAAAUAAACUGUUCUCAUUUUUGUAAUUAUUGGAACAUGCAACUGUAUUUCUAUGAAGUCAUUGAUUUUUUUUCAAAUAACUUUAUAUGCUAACAGAGUCACAGCAAAAUUACUCUCUCUCCAAACUCUUUUUUUCUUCUUUGGAGCACCAUAGUCUUUGUGCAAAUGACACCAUGAAACUGUAGCUGCAGUGCUAAAGGUGUGAAUCUACCAAUAUCAAUAUGCUCAGGGUAAGGACCUAGGGCCACAUAUCAUUCAAGUUGUUUUUAUUAUUUAUUGAUUGAGAUAUAAAUAAAAUAGCCAGCCACUAGUCAACAAUAAACAUUUGUAGACAUGCCCACACUUACUUAAAAUGUUUACCAAGAUUUUCUUAAGCAAUCUGGGUUUAUGACCUGUGUUUUACACCCUGUAUUUCCCAAGAUUUCAACCUAGCCUAUUGUCAUUAAUUUUCUGAGUGUUACUGAAUUCAAAGUAAUUAACUGAAUUCAAAGAAAUUUUCACAUUUUAUUUUAUUACCUUGUGUGUGUUUAACAGAGAUAACACUUCCCCUAAAAAGAGUUAAUAUUUUCUUUUUAUUAUCAUGUAUUUAAAGAUAAGGUAAAUGAUCAAGAUAAAUGAUCAUAUUCCACUCGUCCUCCCAAGACCUUUCUUAGUAACUUAGUUGCUGAUGAAUAGCAGAAGCAGUUUAUUGAAUGGUGACAUUCAUUAUCACCUUUCUCAUUAUUAAGAAGUAGUAAGUAACCCACUGUAGUGGGUAACUUGGAAUACUGGCUAUGGUCUUAUAGUCUAAAUUUUGUUCUACUUUUCCACUUUUAGAACUUUAUAUUCCAAAUACCUGUAGAAGUAGGAAGUGCUUCAAAACAGCACUGACAACUCCAUUAAAUCACCUGUAGAUCAACGUGGAAAAAGAAAGGGGGAUGCCUGUAGAGAUGCUGUCUGUGAUUGCCAUUCUUAUCCCUGAAUCACAUUCCCCACAGCCGGAGGCUUUUCCCUGGUGAUGUAUCCAUUUAAAUAUAGUACUGAUUCAUUUGUUCUAAGGAUUUUGAUUGCAUUUUGGAACUUGACUCUAUUUAGGCUUUAUUAUCAAAUCCUUUUAUAUAUUUUCUUUUUUUACCCCAAGAAAUAAUUCACUCACACAUAAUAUUUCUUUGGUAAUUUACUCCUCCUGGAAUUUAAACUCUUUUUUUCUUGUUCUUUUUCCAUGUGCUAAUUUUGUCAUGCCAACACUAGGCUAUAUCUAUACACAUGGCAGGGAUGAUAGAAAAUAUCAACUAGUUACGUUCUUACAAAAAGUUGAAUUGAGAAAAUAUAAACUAGUUGGGUUCUUACAAAAAGUUGAAUUGCACUGUAGUAUAAGAGCAAACAGCCAACUAUCAACCAACUAAACAAAGCCCUCUUCUCUAACAAUAUACAUUAGCAUUGCCAAAUUUUUAUUUUUCAAAUCUCAAUCUGUGCCAAGUUCUUUCACCAAUAGAAUCACAAACAUAUCCACCAACUAUUUAUUGACAAUAAAUUUGAUCUUGCUCAGAACCCACCUGCUCAGUACCAAGUAGUGUAGCCCAAAAAUAUGUCAGAGAUCUCAUUUUCCAGGUGUGUUAUCUAUGGAAAAGGAUGAAGGCAGUUCACCCUAUUUCAGACCUGAAAUUUUUCCCAUAGAAAUUAAGACAAUGAAAAUUCUUACUAAUACAAAGUGGGUUUCAUCUACCUAACUAAUCUAGAAGUGGGAUAUCAUGGUUCCUUUUAGAGAACUUUCAAUCUAGCCCCAUUAACUUCACCACUUUAACAAACAUACUUUUCCUCUUGAACAUAAAAUUCAAGAAAAAGAAUUUUCUACAUCUUAACAUCCUUUCCAAACAUUACCUCAUUGCUUUGUUAAGCUCAGGUUGCUGUUACAAAAUACCAUAGAGUGGGUGGCUUAAACAAUAGACAGUUAUUUUCUACAGCUCUAUAAGCUGGAAGUCUAAGAUAAAGGUGCCAGCUGAUUCAGUUCCUGGUUUAGAUAGCUUCGUUAUUCUGUUUUCUCACAUGGCAGAGAAUAAACAAGCUGUGGUCUUAUAAGGUUGCUAAUCCCAUCAUGGGGCCCCUCCCUCAUCUAAACCUAAUUACUUUCCAAAAUCCCUACUUCCAUGUUCCAUCACAUUGGGGUUAGGGCUUCAACAUAUGUUUGGGGGGAACACAAAUGUCCAGUCCAUAGCAUUCAUUUUCAUCCUAGUAAGUUUGCUAUUGUUUUACUCACUUCACAGAUGAGAUCAGAAACGUUAGGUAACUUGCCAGGGACACACAGCAGGUAUGUUUAACUAAACUGGAUUUCAUAUCCCUUGAUCUUUCCAUUUAUACUAUGCUUAUCUCCAGAGUUAGGCUUCCUCCCAAGGAGGCAGAGUGAUUCAAGCAAAUAUGUGCUGUCUCAAUUUGCUAUACUCCUCUUAAAAUUCUAUUGCUAUUGCUAGGAAAGAAAAUCUGAACAAUGAUCUAUUUUAGCAAACCAGAAAACUACUCAUUCCAAAGCUUUUCUUAGAACAAUUAUUGAUGUUUAGAUCAAUAAGUAUAGAAUCCUGAGAGGAAAGCACUUACUAUAUAUUUCAAGGUUACUUCUAGAAAAUCUGACACCCUAAUUUUCUUUCCUUGAAGGCAAUUGGGAAAAAUAGAAAUAAUUGCAUGCUGUAUUUUUUAAAGUAGAGAGCCAAUGAAGUGUCUAGCAUAAGGAAAACAUACAAUAAGUGAAAAAUAACCUAGUUAUCAGAUUAUCUUACUAAUUCUUUCCUUCAUUUUCUGAGGAUAUUGAUAUAAACAUCAUUGAAUUUGAUGUGUUUGUGUUGCCUUAUAUACAUUUUUUAAAAGAUAAUUACAAAAUUGAUAUUUGUAUCUAGGGACAAAAAUUACAACUGACUUAAAGUUCCUUAAAUAUUUGGAAGGAACUGAAAUUAAAUGGGAAAUAGAAAUUUAUUUGCUCUAAAUUUUUAAAUACAUUUUAUUUUGUAGUUAAUCAUAUAUACCUAACUAAUGUCUAAAUAAGAUAUAAUCCCACCAUGAAUUGUCUCUUCCAAAGUCUUGUUUUCAGGAAUGCAAGGGAACUGGAAUAUUAACGUACCUAGAUCCUAUUUUUAAGGGAAAAAGAACUAUUCAACAUAUUCUAAUAUAUUUGGGUCUGAGAUUAUUAACAUUUGUAAUAUUUUCUAUUCUCUAAAACUAAUGAUUUAGUGAGAAAGAUAAUAAAUAGCAAAUUACUCUAGAAAUUACAAUUUUUAGUAAUAUUGAAUGCCAUAGUAUAAUUUCUUUCAAGGCUUUUAAUUUCCCAAAGAACAGUGAUUUUAUUUAAUGGAAAUUUCACCAUUUGACUAGUAUUCUGAGAAAAGAUUGAUACACUUAAGCAUGACGAUUAGAAAAAUAUGCAUAAUC
Aethalodelphis obliquidens (Pacific white-sided dolphin) is the source of this 9124-nucleotide messenger RNA. RefSeq names its product coiled-coil serine rich protein 1 (gene CCSER1). The transcript has 11 exons. The record is from RefSeq and is a predicted model, not a curated record. Lineage: Eukaryota; Metazoa; Chordata; Mammalia; Artiodactyla; Delphinidae. Bases 319 to 3021 code for a protein of 900 amino acids.